Molecule: messenger RNA, 1508 nt
Organism: Nothobranchius furzeri (turquoise killifish)
Lineage: Eukaryota; Metazoa; Chordata; Actinopteri; Cyprinodontiformes; Nothobranchiidae
Gene: ift38
Product: clusterin associated protein 1
Biological process (GO): cilium assembly
Cellular component (GO): centrosome; cilium; intraciliary transport particle B
Source: RefSeq, a predicted model, not a curated record
CGCCCUUCUUUGAGCUUUGACUACAUCGAGCUUCCGUAGAUGAGAGUGAGAAUGUUUCCAUAGCGACCAUUUCUAGAGGCCGUCUACGGAAUAACUUAGCUUGGACAUAAGGUAACAGGUCAGCAUGUCUUUCAGAGACCUAAGAAAUUUCACAGAGAUGAUGAGGGCCUUGGGCUACCAUCGCUUGAUCUCUAUGGAGAAUUUCAGGACACCAAACUUUGCGCUGGUGUCAGAAAUCCUCAUAUGGCUUGUAAAGAGAUAUGAUCCUCACAGUGAUAUUCCCACUGAUGUCGAUACAGAGUCAGACAGAAUAUUCUUCAUCAAGGCUGUGGCUCAAUUUAUGGCUACAAAGGCUCACAUUAAGUUAAACACCAAGCGUCUUUAUCAGGCGGAUGGCUACGCAGUAAAAGAGAUGCUAAAGAUCACCUCGAUGAUCUACAAUGCUAUGAAAACCAAAGAGAUGGCUCAGGAAGAUGUAGUGGAAGAAGAUAACAAGUUUAAGUUUGACCUCAGCUCAAGGAUUUCAGACCUUAAAGCAGUUCGUCAGCUUGCAUCUGAAGUCACAUCCAAAGGAGCAUCUCUGUACGACUUACUGGGAAAAGAAGUGGACCUAAGGGCAGCGAGAAUGGCUGCCAUUGCUCGACCUCUUGAGAUUAACGAGACUGAAAAAGCCCUGAGAGCUGCCAUCAAGAAAGUUCAGGAAAGUGUGGAAAAGACCAAAGAGAUGCUGAAUAAUGUCGUGUUGGAUGAGACCAGUCUGGAUGCCAAGAUUGAAAAGAAGAAACAGGACCUGGAGCGGCAUCAGAAGAGGCUGCAGACCCUGCAGAGUGUCCGGCCAGCAUACAUGGAUGAAUAUGAGAAGAUAGAAGAAGAUCUGCAGAAACAGUAUGAGAUUUAUGUGGAAAAGUUUAGGAACCUCAACUUCUUGGAAUCUCAGCUGGAUGAAUUUUACAGACUGGAACAGGAACGAUUUGAGGAAGCUGAAAACAAUCUGAGGAUAGUGCAGCACAAACUGAGGGAGAAGGAGAGAGAUCUGAUGAGAGGAUCCUUGAAAGAUGAGGACUCUGACUUGGAUGUUCUAGAGGACGAAGGGUCAGACAGCGACCUUGAAGAAUCUCGACCCUCUAAGCCACGACUCAUCAGAAAUGGACUCAUGGCAGGGAGAGGAGGACAUUUUAUCGGUAACAUGCAAGGUGGUGACAGUGAUGAGACUGAAGAUAGUGAGAUUGAUGUGGAUGAUGAUGAUGAGGAAGACGAUGAAGGUGAAGAGGAGGAGAGCAUUGAUGACAGUUUGAACGGCCUGCUGUCGAGGGGUAACCAUCCUUCCAUAGGAGGCACAAGAUCCCCUCUGCUGGAGGAAAGUGACAAUGACUUCUGAGAUAUGAGCAGUUUCCAUGUGCCAGCUCCAGUUAGUUCAUGUUGUCACAUCUCAGAAACAUAUGUGAGCAAGUCCUAUUUACAAUAUAGCUUCUAUUCGUUAAUAUAAAUAAAGUUAUUUUAUUUUAAAA